UAAUAUCAUGCAUACCUAUAGGAUCCUCUCGUCAUAUACUAUAUAGGUUAUAUAGGCGCGUGAUAAAGAAAACCUUUCGUUGGGCUCGAAAAGGAAUUCCACAGCAACAAAUUGUUGAUCAACGAUAAACAUUUGUUUACUUUUAGGCGUACAGUCCUAUGAUAAUAAUAUUAUUUUGAAUUUUUUUUCUCUAUCGCUGAUGCUGAUCUUCGUUCAAUACGACCUACUUUUGCCGUAAACGUCGAGGUUGGCAGUUAUAGUUUAAUUCGAUAGUCGGUCAUAAUACAGUGGUGAAUAUUUAUCAUCAAACCUUUUUCUGAAGACAUAACGAGAACAUGACGUCGUCGAAGUACUGUUUGAAAACUCGUAAUAGAAUGAAACUUCCAAACGCUAAGAAGUUGGACAACGAACAGGACCAUGAUUUGUUUCUAUCAAAGUUAACUUCGGCACUUUGUUGCGACAGCUUCAAUAGACUCCCGCUUAACUCCACUUUAGGACGUCUUCCAUUAUCUGAAUUAGCUCAGGAACUUAAAACAGGGAAAUUGAUAUCAAAAUUUGAAGAUUUUGAUUAUUACACUGAUGGUGAAGAUGAAUCACCAUAUGUUUAUACAUGUUCAUUUGUAUUGGCUAUAAUGUAUUUUGAACGACUUAAAGCAUCAAAUCCUAACUAUUUGAAAUCUAUUAACUCAUCUGAAUUAUUCCUGAUAUCUUUGUUGGUUGCAAGUAAAUAUCUUCAUGACGAUGGUGAACUAGAUUCGGCAAUAAAUAGUGAGUGGGCUAUAGCUUAUGGUAUUAGUCUAAAAACUAUCAAUCAAAUGGAAAAAGAUUAUUUAUCAGCUAUGAAUUGGGAAUUUUUCAUAAGUGAUGAAGAGUUUACAAAUAGACAUAAAGAAAUAGUUAAUCAACUCUAUGGUGAUAUCAAGAAAUCCAACUGUGUACUGUUGAAAAUGUUCCUAUUGAUCUCAUCAGUUGUGCAAAAAAUAAGAAAGUUGUACCGAAAGAAAAUUGUACGUCAGAAAAUGAAACAUAUGAUCGCUAUGUCAACUGUUAUCACUGUGGUUACUGCAACUACUAUGCAACUUAACUCUGGAAAUCAAAAAUUGGUUCAAGAAUUGUAUGAACGAAUUGAGUCUGAUCCAAAUUACCCAACAAUUCCCUCUAUCCAAACAAAUAACAUAGUAAACUCAGAAAAUGUGAAAGAUAUUUCUAAAGAAUGGCCUUCAUCUAAAUUACUACAGUUGUUAGACCAUUUGUUACUAAUGAACAUAUGUGUAUCUAAUGAUGAUCGUCAACAAUUUCAAACUACCUUUAGUAAACCCAACAAAAACCAAUUUCGAAAUAUUACAGAUUUCAAAAGUAUCAUGUUUUUUAAUUAUUUAACAACCCUAAAUUAUACAUAUUGAAAUUAACUUUACUUUUGUGGUUUCUCAAUUUACUUAAAAUUAAUAUUUUGUGCUAUUCAUCAGUUUUUUUACAUGUGUUUGCUACAACAAGAAAUUCAAAAACAUACGUUUAUAUUAGAAUAUAUCAUAAAUAAUUUGUAAUUAUAAUAGCUUUUAUAAAAGUAUAAGGUACAAAAAUUAUAUAUAUUUUUUUUUUUUUUAAUUAAUGAGGAUUUAUUUUUAAUGAUCAGAAGGAUAAAAUUUAAAUAUCAAAUGUAUUUAUAAAAUAUAUUUUUUUAAUUUAUGAGUAAUAAGUUAAUCAUAUAUGAUUUAAAGUUAAAUUUAUUUUUUAGUUCAAUAUUCUGAUUAUUAAAUACUUACUACAAAAAAUAAGUUAUUGUGCUAUUGAUGAAUUAAUUAAAAUUUAAAAGGCUGAAAAAAUAUUAAAAUUAAUACAUUUGUAAUUUAGGUCAUAAAUGACUUUCAUUUUUAAUAAUCAUUUUUAUAUCUGGACUGUUAAAAUUCAAAAAGAUUGUGAUUGUUAUAACAAGAAAAAAUUGAUUUAUGGUAUAUUAAUAUAUCAUAUAAAAAUUAAAAUAAUUAAGCAGUAUAUUUGUGUAUAUAGUGUAAAACAUUAUUUUAUCAGUAUUAAGAUAAGAUACAAACAAUUAAAAAUCUAUAAUUUUAUUAAAACAAUCAAACUUGG
Aphis gossypii (cotton aphid) is the source of this 2088-nucleotide messenger RNA. Its product is annotated as protein CNPPD1. Gene Ontology annotation, cellular component: nucleus; cyclin-dependent protein kinase holoenzyme complex. Gene Ontology annotation, molecular function: cyclin-dependent protein serine/threonine kinase regulator activity; protein kinase binding. The record is from RefSeq and is a predicted model, not a curated record. The transcript has 6 exons. The coding region runs from base 336 to 1403 and encodes 355 amino acids. NCBI's taxonomy places the organism in Eukaryota, Metazoa, Arthropoda, Insecta, Hemiptera, Aphididae. Gene Ontology annotation, biological process: regulation of cyclin-dependent protein serine/threonine kinase activity.